CAGCGGCCCGGCCGCACCUGCCGCGUCUUUAACCGGCGGGAGGAGGUGGCACCUGCCCGCCCGCCUGCCCCGGCCCCUCCGGCGGCGGGAGGGGAGGCGGCAGCCCCUCGCCCGCCUCGUCUCGCUUCGCCUCGGCACGCCGCGGCCGGGGACGGCUUUCCUCCGCUCCCCUCCGGCGGCGGGAGCCGGGGGCGCCGGUGGCCAUGGCCGGCUGCUGCCUGUCCGCCGAGGAGAAGGAGUCGCAGCGCAUCAGCGCGGAGAUCGAGCGGCAGCUGCGCCGGGACAAGCGGGACGCCCGCCGGGAGCUGAAGCUGCUGCUGCUGGGCACAGGAGAAAGUGGCAAGAGUACGUUCAUUAAACAAAUGAGGAUUAUCCAUGGAUCAGGUUACACAGAAGAAGACAGAAAAGGCUUCACAAAACUGGUUUACCAAAAUGUAUUUACUGCCAUGCAAGUGAUGAUCGGAGCCAUGGAUACUCUCAAGAUACAGUACACAUCCAAAGAGAAUGAGGAGAGUGCUCAGAUGAUCAAAGAAGUGGAAGUAGAUAAAGUGACAGUGCUUGAAAGAAAACAAGUUGAAGCAAUCAAGAAGCUCUGGGAAGACCCAGGAAUUCAAGAAUGCUACGACAGACGGAGGGAGUACCAGCUCUCAGACUCUGCUAAGUAUUAUCUUACUGACCUUGAUCGUAUUGCUACUCCCUCAUUUGUGCCAACUCAGCAAGAUAUUCUUAGAGUCCGAGUGCCAACUACAGGAAUUAUUGAGUAUCCUUUUGAUUUAGAAAAUAUUAUAUUUAGGAUGAUGGAUGUAGGUGGCCAAAGGUCAGAAAGAAGGAAGUGGAUCCAUUGUUUUGAAAGUGUUACAUCCGUCAUUUUCUUAGUUGCAUUAAGUGAAUAUGAUCAAGUAUUGGCAGAAUGUGACAAUGAGAAUCGAAUGGAAGAAAGCAAGGCCUUAUUUAAAACUAUCAUUACAUACCCCUGGUUUCUGAAUUCUUCAGUCAUUUUGUUUUUAAAUAAAAAAGAUCUUCUAGAAGAGAAGAUCAUGUAUUCCCAUCUAAUUAGUUACUUUCCAGAAUACACAGGACCUAAACAAGACGUCAAAGCUGCCAGAGACUUCAUUUUGAAGCUGUAUCAGGAUCAGAAUCCAGACAAGGAGAAAGUAAUCUAUUCCCACUUCACUUGUGCCACAGACACAGAAAAUAUUAGUUUUGUCUUCGCUGCUGUCAAGGACACGAUCCUGCAACUAAACCUGAGGGAGUUCAAUCUGGUUUAAAGAAAAAAACAUGGCUGCAGCCACAGAGUGUGGCUUACUCAUAGCACAGCCUGUGUUGGUUAAAAAAAAAGUGUCUUUUUAAAUACCAUUUACAGAAAUGGGAGAAGGAUUUAUAUUUACUGAAGAAGUAUGGAUUGAGAGAACUUUAAAGAAUGAGUUUCAAAGUUUACUUUUCAAGCUAUACAUUUAAAAUAUUGUGUUCAUAUUUCCCAUGUUAGUUUUGUCUAUGAGUUAUUUUUUGACUGCUGGGGGAAUUAAGUAUAUUUAGAAGAGUGUACAUAACUACAUUGCUGUCCAGCUAGUAUUUUCUUAAGAUUUUUUUUUUAUUUAGCAUUUACAAUCAUAGCUUAUAAAAUUUCAAACAGCAAUGCCUUAAAAAUGACAUGUUAGUGUUAUUUUAGUGUGCUAGACAGUUUUAUAUGCUUGUUCUAAGCAAUGUAGUUGAAAGACUUAGGGUAAAUCUAUUAUACUUUUUAGAAGUAUCUCUCAGUAGCCUUGAUAGGCCAAACCUGUUAAUGUUCUAGGAAUCAUUACAAAAGAUUAGUUAGUGGUGACCCUCGCAUAUCACUGCCUUUUUGUUCAAGUGCCUUACAAUAAUAAACUGCCUUUCACAGUUAAGGAAUGACAGAUUAAGAUCUUGUAGGCAGUCCAUGGAAUUUACUCUUUUCUGAAGGGGAAAAGCAUUUCCCAAACAGCAAGGCGUUUAGCAAACAUUCUCAGCAUUCACUACCACUGGAGCUCAGAGAUCAUCCACAGAUGCUUACAAUAAACCAGGCCUUAAAUUCCUCCAAGUCACUAACAUAACUUGCUUUUUGCACUUUGCAUUUUCCUGUUGUUGAGCUUCACAGGUAGUUUUGCAUGGAUUAGACAGCAGUAAAUCCUCUCCUCUAGAAGAUUUCCAGCCAUUUUCUCAUCUCCGCUCCCUGCCCAACUACAAGCCUCUCCACUGAAGAUGAGAGCACCACUAAUAGCUCAGUCAAUUCUCCUUCACUGGGUCAAAAAUUCUCAGACAAAAUAAUAAAGACAUCAGGGCAAUCUUGAAAACCUUUUUUACCCAUGCAAAAUCCAUGGUGAUCAUGGGCACUUGAUCAGCUAACCCAGCAACACUAGUAAGGACAGUGUAUUAGUAGAAUAGUCUUAUUAGCAGUAAUUCAGCCCAAAAGAUACGCUGAGGUUCUCCUGUAUUAUUUAAAUACAUGAAAAUUCCUUUUUUCCAAGGAGAAAUAUUAUAGCAAUGGUUUUUACUACCGUCAUAAAAUUGCAAUUUUA
Aquila chrysaetos chrysaetos is the source of this 2537-nucleotide messenger RNA. RefSeq names its product guanine nucleotide-binding protein subunit alpha-14. Gene Ontology annotation, molecular function: guanyl nucleotide binding; GTPase activity; G-protein beta/gamma-subunit complex binding. The record is from RefSeq and is a predicted model, not a curated record. Bases 204 to 1268 code for a protein of 354 amino acids. The transcript has 7 exons. Gene Ontology annotation, cellular component: heterotrimeric G-protein complex. Lineage: Eukaryota; Metazoa; Chordata; Aves; Accipitriformes; Accipitridae. Gene Ontology annotation, biological process: phospholipase C-activating dopamine receptor signaling pathway; action potential; adenylate cyclase-modulating G protein-coupled receptor signaling pathway.